UUUUUUGUGUUUAAGAGUGUGUGUGUGUAGCAUAUCGAGCAAUUUUAUUUCUGUUUACUGAAAUUUGUUGACUGAAUUCGUAAAUAGGGGAUCAUAAUUUCAAUUGUAAUCAUUAAUGAUAACAAACAUUGACCCUGUCUCAUGUUUUUCGGCCAUUAAAUUUGUUUAAUUUAAUCAAUUCGUUGAAUUUGGUACCACAUAAAAUGAUGUCAACAAAUAUCGACAAAUUGGUUGACGAUUCCCGAAAAAUGGCACUUCGAUUAAGGGACAGAAUUGUAUUGGGAGAUUCAUUGGUAUCUCAGUCCGAAGCUGUCAACGAGAAUCUGGUGACACUGAAACGUCUACAAAACGAAUUCGAUUCCCUGAAUAAAUUGGCCAGGAAAACAACCAACCAACAAUUGGUGAAAACAAUCAACAAUGAGUAUCCGCACAUAAGGGAAAUCCAAAUGGAAAAUCGGGAAUUGCGCGCGUGUUUGAAUGAUCAUCAACGAGCUCUGGAGCAUAUUAUGACGAAAUUUCGACAGCAUACACAGCACACGGUUCUGAACACAAAAUUCGAUUUUUCCGCUGAAGAAAUUCAUUUGCAGAGAGAGCUGAAAGCCAAAUCGGAAGAAAAUGAAAAGAUCUUGGAAAUGGCUGCCAUUAUGCAAAAGGCUGCCAGUUUGAAUGAGGAGAAGGAAAAUGAACAAAUUGGAUUAAUUCAUCGAUUAGCGACCGAAAAUUGUACUCUUCGGCAGCUGCUGCAGAUUGCUGAAAAGGACGGUACGGUGAAGGAUAUGUAACGUAAUUCUAAUUUAUUAAACAAUGAAAAUCAAUUAA
Messenger RNA from Bradysia coprophila, 819 nucleotides. Its product is annotated as FGFR1 oncogene partner 2 homolog. The record is from RefSeq and is a predicted model, not a curated record. NCBI's taxonomy places the organism in Eukaryota, Metazoa, Arthropoda, Insecta, Diptera, Sciaridae.